Melospiza melodia melodia is the source of this 3342-nucleotide messenger RNA. RefSeq lists its product as uncharacterized. The record is from RefSeq and is a predicted model, not a curated record. Gene Ontology annotation, molecular function: microtubule binding. Gene Ontology annotation, cellular component: centrosome. Lineage: Eukaryota; Metazoa; Chordata; Aves; Passeriformes; Passerellidae. The transcript is spliced from 13 exons. The coding region runs from base 117 to 3077 and encodes 986 amino acids. Gene Ontology annotation, biological process: microtubule anchoring.
GCAGCGGAUGCCAGCAGAAAGCGUCUCCAGAAAAAACCCAAAACAUAUGUCUCCCUUCAAAAGAAAAAUCUGCUUUUUCACAGCUACAAAGGAUUGAAAACAAAUUUUGUCAUCAAAUGUGGAGCUGUGCCAAAUCACAGGCAGCCAGAAGAAAGCUUUGGCACGGAAAGAGCUUUGAUGGUGAGAGGAAGAAAGAUGAAACAGCUUUGAGUGAGAGAAAGAGCAAUGAGAUUGCUCCAGCCCAAAGAGAGAAAAGCUCUGCCGUUCUCUCCCGUGCUCACUCACAGACCUGCUUGCCUGGUAGCCCUGCUGUGACCUCUGGUCCAUCCAGAAUGUCCCCUCUGUCCCCCAGGGCAGCCUCAGGACGCUGCAGGAAUUGGGCAGCGCGUGGAAAAGGCUCAGCUGGGACAUGGGCACCUGCAAAGAGCCUGGACAGCCCAAGAAGGGACAAUUCCAGGGAGCUGGGAGGUUCAAGAGGAUUCCCAGCACAGAAGGAGGAAUCUCCCUGCUGCCUGCACGGCCCACCUUGCUGCCCUGCAGGGAGCAGCCCCUGCUCUGUCCCAUGUGGCAGCAGCACUCCUGUGCCCAUGGCUCUCCUGCUUCCCACAUCCCUCCUGGCAGCGGCCAGCAAGGCCAGAGAUCAGAGGCUGGAAGGGCUGUGGGGGAAAUCACCCCAAAAUAAGUUAGAGCAACUCAAGAAGAGGAUCCGGGAGCAGAAGAGAAAGCAGCAAGCAGCACCCUGGGAGGAGGAGCACCUGAUUUUUGCUAAAGACCCCCUGCCAAAGAGAGCCCUGAAAAGAAAGGUUUGCAGAGUGGCCUCUGCUCCUCCUGCUCCAGCUCACAGAGACCAAAGAGAGAGAAGCUCAGCAUGGAGAAUUCAAAGAGAACACCAGAGGCAGCUUUCAGCCAGGUCCUGUGUUCUGGAGAGAGCAGUGGCAGGGAAAGGUGUGAAUCUACCUGGAGUUACAGCAUGGAGAGAAGGUCAGAAGUUGGCCAGAAGGCUGCUGGGUCCAGCCCCUCCCCUUCCACAUCUGAGGAGCAGAACUGGAGGGCAGAGCACAGCAAAGACCUUUGAACCUUUGGAAGGAGGUGGAGGAUUUGGGGCAAUGCCAGUGAUGGAAAACAGCUCCAGAGUAGAGGGAAAUGAAGCUGUGGGGAGGAGCCCUGGGGCCCAAAGUGCUGUGGUGGCUCCCAGCAAGGCUGGAAAGGGCAGCAAUGCCCCCACAGAGGGCACAAACCAAGCCCUCAGGAACCUGCCCUUGCAAGGGCAGUCCUGUGAGGAGCACAGACACAUCAGAGUUCCCAGAGAGGCUGUGAAACACCAACCCCAAGGGAUCCAUUCUCCUCCCCCUGGACUUUCAUUAAGGAAAGAUGGAGCCAAGCCCAGCGCCUCAGGAAGCUGCAGCAGAGGAAACAGUGCAUCUCCUCAGAGACAGAAAGAGUCUGAGAAAGAAAACCUUGACCAACCUUCAAAGACGAGGGCAAACCUUAAAAAACCUCACCCUUACAGCCCUGAAAGCGUUCGGGAAUUUAUGUAUCAGAAAAAGGCAGAGAGAAAGAGAAAACUCCUCAAAGAGAAAAAGGCUCGGGCACAGGCUGAGGAGAUGAAAAAGAAGAGGUUGCAAGAAUUGUACAGGAGACAAAAAGAAGCUAUUGGGAGGAAAUCGUGUCCUGAUGAGAUGCACAAACCCCUUGGGAAAAUGGGUUCUGCCAAAGGAAAUCCUCAGAGUGAACUGGAGCAAAGGCAAAGCAGUGGGGGAGAACUGGAAAGGAGUUUCAUGGCCUGGGUGGAUGAAACAUCCUCUCCUCUGUUGCCAGAAGAUCACAGAGGCAGGAAUCAACUCCUAGAAACAGCUCAAUCACCUAAAAAAGGAGAAGUAUCAGGUCCUGCAGCACCACUGGAAUCUGAAUGCUGGUUUCUCAGUCCUCUGAAAUGUGAAGACUUGAGGGACUGCUCUCCCCCAGCUCUGCAUUCACCUCAUCUGAGCUUUUCUGUUCCUCAGAAAGAUGCAAAACCUUCCUCCAAAGACUCAUCUUUUGGGCUUUCUCCACAGAGAAGCAAGCAGGAUCAAGUGAGGGCCAUUCACAGUCUGUCCAGGGAACUUGCAGAAAAGAUUGACGUGGCAAGGAAGAGGCUGAGUGCAGCCAGCUGGGCUAAAGCCUCUGCUGACAAACAACGGGCAGAGAGAGCUCUGGGCCUGCACAGUGAUCCUCCCUCUGCCCCAGAACCUGAGGCUUCCAGGGACAGGCAAGAGAGGACAAUGACUGCAGCAAUGCCUCUGGACAGAGAUCCUGAAGUGCUUUGUGUGACAUCCCACAGGGAAUGCCAUGGGCUGGGCAGGACUGGCCUGCUGGGCACACAGGGGGAAAUGCCAGCUCCUCUGCCUGGUGGGAAUGCUGAGAGGGAGGAAUUGCCCUGGAUCGCUCCCAGUGCAGGACGGAGUCACCUCAGCUCUGCAGGAGAGCUGAGCAACACCUUGCAAGGUUUCCCUGUGAAUAAGGGCUCCAAGGUGGACAUAAGUCUAUGGCAUGAAAAGCCAAUAACCAGCCCAACCUCUCCAGCUCACAGAUUCCUCACUAGAAGCCCGCAGGGAGAGCUCACGGCACGGAGGGAUCAGUGUGGAUGUGAGACUGUUUUGAAAGUUCAGAACCAAGAGGAAAUGGCCAGCCCAUCUCCUGGAGAGAGCCUGAGCAUCUGGGACAGCCUGAGCUUCCGGCCCUCUGCCACUCUGAGCACUGAGCAGCACUUGGGUGAGGGAGAUUUUGGUGACAUAGAGGUGGAGGACAAACACAGGAGACACCUGGACAUUUUGAGUCAAACCUCCUUACUACUGGCUCACAAACUGAAGCUCCAGCAGCAGCAGCGCAAACAUCGGCUUCUGGUGCUGAGGGAGAAGGCAAAGCAAGAGGUUGAGGAAAGCCACAGGUUUCUGAGGGGCCUGCUGCAGCUCAGUUCUGAGGCCAGCAGGAAUUCCAAAGGCAGUGAUCCUCCUGUGACAAGACCUGACCACGCAGAGCAGACACAGAGGGCACACUGGCUGGAAGGUGGCCUUACUGCUGGCAGCUACAGGAGGUAGGAUACAGUGAGGCACUCCAAGGAUUUGGUCUGUGGUUUGAUUAUAUUAAUAUUUUGGGGCACUAAAGUAAUUGCUAUAUAGUGUUUUAAACUCUGAUUUAUGCCCAAACUACAGUAUUAGCAGCUUUCCAAUGUUGUGGGAGAUCUUGCUCUUUUAAAAAAGUAGAAACCCCUCUGAAACUUGUGUGAAAAGUAUAAUUUUCUUCAUUUUGCUGUACUAUCAUACUGUUGAUAUAAAUUAGAAUAUUGUAUGUGCAUUUUUAAAG